This is a messenger RNA of Raphanus sativus (radish), 999 nucleotides long. RefSeq lists its product as uncharacterized. The transcript has 9 exons. The coding region runs from base 1 to 999 and encodes 332 amino acids. Lineage: Eukaryota; Viridiplantae; Streptophyta; Magnoliopsida; Brassicales; Brassicaceae. The record is from RefSeq and is a predicted model, not a curated record.
AUGGGUUCCAUAAUCAAUAUCAGCAAUGUGAGUGAUAUUAAGCCUUACAAACCUGAAUGGAGGGUCGAGGUCAAAGUUCUUCAUAAGACGACCAGCCACGUCUACAAGAUGGUUUUCAGAAAUGAGACUACAAUAACUGAUUCAAGUCUACACUGUGACAACAUGUUCCUAGAUCUCUAUGAUUUUGAGAACAUGUUAAACGGUUCCCAUGACACAAGAUUUCUUAUUGAUGUUAUGGGUGAAGUCUUAGAUCUUGGUGUGCUUAAAAAUGUUCAAAAUGCAAGAACCGAGGUAAACAAAGUGGAGUUUACUCUUAGAGAUAUCAAGGAUAAUCGUAUCCAUUGUUGCAUUAUGGGAAGAUCAGCUCAUAUUUUGGCCGAUGAUGCCCAUAAACUAAACAAUGGAGAUAUCUGUUUAAUCAGAUUUGCUAAACUUCAAAACCUAGAUGGAAAAAUUCAAGUAUCAAAUGCUUUUGAUUGCUCAUUGGUUUUAAUAAACCCAUCUAUAGAGGAAGCACGAGCACUGAAUAGAAGGUUUAAUGGUGAUGAAAACUCUGGUGUUAAAAAAAUUAUUCACCAAGCUGCAAGUGACAAGAUUGAAAUACAGAAUAAGCGCCACAAAUGGUCUCAAUCUCCAUUCAAUACCAUUCAUGAGAUGAUACGAACAGCUAAGGGUGAACACUGCAGAGUCAUUUGUACUAUUUAUGCUAUUGAUACAAUGAGUGGAUGGUACUAUUUUUCUUGUGUGGUGUGCAACAAUAAGGUUUCCAAAUCGCGAAUUGCAUUUGAUGAACUAGAUGUGCAAAAAUGGUGGUGUGAAUUUUGCGAGGGUAGUGUUCUCAAGGUUUCGCCAAGAUUCAAUUUGAAUUUGCUUGUGCAAGAUCUCACUGGUGAAUCGAAAUUCAGUCUGUUAGAUUAUGAAGCUACUUACAUUGUAAAAUCUUCUGCAGCUAAAGUCCUAAAUGGUUGUUUGGAUGAGGUUUUGCGCCCUUUGUUUUAA